This is a messenger RNA of Vitrella brassicaformis, 5282 nucleotides long. The record is from the annotation of a GenBank genome assembly. NCBI's taxonomy places the organism in Eukaryota, Vitrellaceae.
CUCAUUUCAUUUCGUCUGCCCUGUGUGUCUGUGUGAGUGUCGCUGCAUUCUUUAGUCAUUUCUAAUGUGUCAUUGUUACUGUCAUUUGGCAGCUAGGGUGCUGUGGGCCGGCCGGACGCCGAGCGGCCAGAUCCAAUAAGGUGAGUGCGCCACUCUGAGGGCGUCAGCCACCUGACAGUGUGUGUGUGUCUGGGCGUGUGUGUCGAGUGCGUCUUGGGGGGCACAGUGUAGCUCUGUGUGUGUCGAGUGUGUCUUGGGGGGCGCAGUGUAGCUCUGUGUGUGUCGAGUGCGUCUUGGGGGGCACAGUGUAGCUCUGUGUGUGUCGAGUGUGUCUUGGGGGGCACAGUGUAGCUCUGUGUGUGUCGAGUGUGUCUGGGGCGGCACAGUGUAGCUCUGUGUGUGUCGAGUGUGUCUUGGGGGGCACAGUGUAGCUCUGUGUGUGUCGAGUGUGUGUUGGGGACAGAGACUUAGUGCCUGCGUGUCUGUGUGUGUGGGAAAGAGAAGGCCCCCAGAAGAAGGCAAAAAGAGAGAGGAAGGCCCAUUAGAAGGCCGACACAAAGAGGCGCUUAGAAGCCCACCUACCACCCACGGGCAGCCGGCAGGUCAGUCAGCACCACACAGCACGGGCCACUCCAAAGCUUAAUGGAUGAGGAUCUGUCUGUCUGUGUGUCUGUCUGUCUGUCUGUGUGUGUGUGUGUGCUCUGUGCUGCAGCUUGGCUUGUUUGGAAGAGCUCACACGCAUUCCCGCCGUUUGGGCUGUGCGGCAUUUCGUGUUUUCGUCUGUUCUGAUUAAGUGGUGUAGUGCAGCCAUUCCGCCAUUUUGUGCUGUAGUAGAAGUCGCCGGCACUCCAUUUGUGCCGCUGCCAGCCAUUUGGUCCGUAUAGUCCCUCUCCACUCACUCACCCCACACACCAACCAGGUACGUGUGUGUUAGUGGUCACCAAUUGCCUGCGCACACACACUCAUUCAUUCAGCCGUCCAUAUGUAUGUGUCUGCAGGUCCCCUGUAUGCGUCGAGCUGCCUGCCAGAGUGUACUUGGCUAAGUCCAGGCGCAGCCACCACCCCCAACUCACAGACGGUUAGAAAUUUGGUUGACCACACCUUCAGCAGCAACACAUCUGUGUGUGCAUCUUCUUCUCUGUGUGCUGUUGGUGUGCAGCUCACUGGUCGGCCAUCUAGCUGCACACCAAGGCCACGUCUCUGUCGGACGGCUUUGUGUCAGCGCACACGCCACUACGGCAGCAGCAGCAGCAGCAAGCCGCCAGUCAGCACCGGCCAUUGCGUAAGGAAGCCCCGCGAUGCACCCCAUCGGCAGCCUCUGAUGCUGCUCUUCGUGCGACCUUCAGAGGGUACGUGAGGGAGCACUGGAGGCACCAGGCAAUGCCCACCGUCGGGCUUACGUGUGUGUCUCGUGUGUGUGCCUUGGCAGGUGGACCAUGUCAGUCGUCCGAGCCAGCCCACGAUGGGCGGGGGAAGGCCGCUUCGGCCGUAUCCCGUCCAUCACCCGUGGGGGGGUCAGGCGAUGUGUGUGGUGUGGGAGGGAGGCGUAGUCGUUUCGACGAUCCUCUCGCCCACCCACACACACAUGGUGCCCUUCGCCAUCGUCACCCCACCCCCGCCCGCCCUCCAUCGGCUAAGAGAUCUUCAAUAACGGCACCGUGGCCAUCGUCAGGUCAGUCGAUCACUCUCACACGAACGAGUGCAUGAGCAUGUGACGGGUGCACAUCUCCCCGUGUGUGUGUGUGUGUGUCGUGUCAUGUGGCUUGCAGGUCACUCACUGUCAGAUCCUCACUGCGUAAGGAAGCCGAUCUAUUCUGACAGCCCUCUUCGUCCAUCAACGAUCCACAACGUACGUGUGCCACACACACGCACAGCUGAAUAUGCCCUCACCUUUACGUGUCUCUCCUCCUGUGUGUUUGUGCCACUGGUUGUUUGCAGGUUUCCCUCACUCCUCACUGUGUAACGAAGCCAAUAUGCUACUCGCCGUCCCUUCCGCCCUCUGCACACGCCGCCGCCGCACUAAGGUAAAGGGGUGUGGGCGUCAGUCGCACACACAUGCAUGUACACCCAAGUACUGUACCUGCUCAUCUGUCUACGCGUGUCUGUAUCUGUGUCGCUCAGCAACCCGAUCGCCUGCCUCCUCUUGCCGACAAGUCUCUGUCACACGCCAGACUGUUCAUCUGGCUGGCGGCGUGUGUGCUUGUGUCGACUCUCUGUCUGUCCGUCUGCCAUGUGGGGGCGUGCGAAAGUGCUGUGUGUGUUGACGGGCGUGUGCACAUUCAUCUGUGUGCGGAGCAGACUAUAUAUGUGCGUUUUGCCGAAGCGGCCACACACACACACCCAGUGGCACGUCUGAGUGUGCACCUCAUCUGAGCGUACACCCUCACAUUUGACAGACGUAUGUAUGGCUACUGUGGUGCAUACAGCGCUGUACAACUCCCGGGCACAUUGGCGGCCUGCUGUGGGUACGAGUCCGCCAGCGGCAGUCAGAGCACUCAGCAAAGCCUUCAUAUACGCGUGAGUCUGAUCGACUGUCAGGCAGCCUCACGUGCGCAGUGGCCAGUUUGCGUGGAGUCUGUCAUGCGGCCCUUUACGGAUGGCCAGCUUUCAUCUGGCGCCUCUGGCGCCAAUAAGAAAUUCUCGGCGAGAUUUUGAGACAGGCCCACGGGAGACGAGAAAAGGGGAAAAACCCAUUGUGUAUCGAUUUCGAUUUUCUGCCGAGCGUACGCAAGAGAACUCGGCGAGUGCCGCUGUCGGCAGCUCCAAGAAAGCCAGCCGCAUUGCCAAGCUGCCACUGGGGGUGCGUUUCGGCUUCGCAUUCAGUUUGCAGCCAUGUCGGUGAAGUUCCUCCUUGAUAAGAUGCGCAGGGCGAACGUCGCUCUCGGCCGCACCAACAAAGCGCCACCAAGGGCCGCAGCCGGGGGGUCAAGGACAGCAAGGGCCGCAUUCAGCCACCGGUCGCCAAGAGCACCACCAACACGGCGGAGAAGGGCAGUGCGUGCGGCAAGUAUGUUCCAGGACUGCCGCGGGAGGGGCGGAGCCAUGUGUGAGGUGUGCAGCGCCAAGAAGGAGGUGGGCGAGGUGGGAGGGAUGGAAGGGAGGUGCCUCUGGGGAGGGCACUCGUGAUGCAUUGCAUUGCGUCCAGAUAAACAUGGCCAUGUGUGUGUGUCCGUGUGUGCAGGAGAUCGUCCGCGAGGCUGCCAAGAAGCGCCAGGAAUUCGACUUCUACGCCCAGGGCACGGUGCUGCACUUCCCCUCGAUGGACGAGCCCACCAUCGGCCGCACCCCCCACUUCAGCAACUUCGCCAAGGUCCGCCCCAUCAACCCGCCGAACCCGCCCCACACCGCCAGCAGCACCAGCGUGAGCUGCUGCACAGUGCUGCAGAUGGCCUCUGUGUGGGGGAAAGACAACGCCCCCAGAAGAAGGCAAACACAGAGAGACAGAAAGGCCCAUUAGAAGGCCGACACGAAGAGGCGAUUAGAGGGCCACCUACCACAUACGGGCAGCCCACCCAGCAGCCAGCAGGUCAGUCAGCACGACACAGCACGGGCCACUCCAAAGCUUCGUUGAUGAAUGAGGAUCUGUCUGUCUCUGUGUCUGUCUGUCUGUGUGUCUGUCUGUGUGUGCUCUGCGCUGCAGCUUGGCUUAUUUGGAAGAGCUCAGACGCAUUCCCGCCGUUUGGGCCGUGCGGCAUUUCGUGUUUUCGUCUGGUCUGAUUAAGUGGUGUAGUGCAGCCAUCCAGCCAUUUUGUGCUGUAGUAGAAGUCGCCGGCACUCCAUUUGUGCCGCUGCCAGCCAUUUGGUCCGUAUAGUCCCUCUCCACUCACCCCACACACCAACCAGGUACGUGUGUGUAAGUCGUCACCAUGUGCCUGCGCAAACACACUCAUUCACCGCUCCAUCCAUGUGUGUGUGCGUGUGUGUGGUCCGUUGCCUGCAGGUCCCCUUUAUGCGUCGAGCUGCCUGCCAGCGUGUUCUUGAUAUUCGUUGCAUUCGGCGCAGCCUCCACCCCCAACUCACAGACGGUGAGAGAUUUGGUAGACCACACCUGUCUUCGCUGCCCCGCGCCCCUCGUGUUAUGUUCUUCGGUCCGCUUGUUGUCGGCGCAACCAAGACGCGGCAGUUUCCGCCGCUCAGGGGGCUGACCGUGGCAGUUUUCGCCGUUGACCAACGACUGCGUGGGCAACUGUUCGACCAACCGGGCGACGCCACUACUGCAGCAGAGGCCGUCAGUACUCUGAGUAAGGAAGCCGCUCUACAAGGUCUCCAUCAACAACGCUCCACAAGGUGAGUGUGCUGGCGACACGCACAGCUGAUUACACAUGCCUUGAGGUGUUUCUCUCCCUGUGUGUGUGCCACUGGUUGGCUGCAGUGCUCAGCCAGUGGGUAACGAAGCCGACACAUUCACUCUUCACUCCCUGCCACACGUCACCACCACCACCACCGUCACCACCAUAUUCAACACAUAAGGUGGGUGCAGCUGGCCACCACACAGAAGAGACUCACUGCCUCAUCUCUGUCUGUCUGUGUGUUGGAUCGGUUGCCUGCAGUUGUCUGUUUGCGGAUUGUGUACCGGUCGCUCGGCAAGUAAAUUGAUGACCUCUGCAUAUGCCAAAGAGGCAGGUGUGCUCAUCUUUCAGCCACACAGAACACACCACGUGGUGCGCCCGAGCACUCCUCACUUUUCGUCGUGUGUCUGUCUGUCUGUCUGUUAGUGUCCGUCUCGCUCAGGCAGAUCGCUCGCCUCUUUCCGCUCGCCAACCGACGCACAAGCCACACCGAGGCAAGCCAUUGGCCAUAAGAAAACACUUCGGCUGCAUUCGAACGUUUGGGCACCAGUAAAGCACAGCAAAGGAGCUGCAGCCAUGUCGGUGGAGUUCCUCCUCGAGAAGAUGCGUAGGGCGGCUGCCAUCCCCCGCACCAAAGGCGCCGUCACGACGGGCACCAGGGGCCGCAUUCAGCCACCGGUCGCCAAGAGCACCACCAACACGGCGGAGAAGGGCGGUGCGUGCGGCAAGUAUGUUCCAGGACUGCCGCGGGAGGGGCGGAGCCAUGUGUGAGGUGUGCAGCGCCAAGAAGGAGGUGGGCGAGGUGGGAGGGAUGGAAGGGAGGUGCCUCUGGGGAGGGCACUCGUGAUGCAUUGCAUUGCGUCCAGAUAAACAUGGCCAUGUGUGUGUGUCCGUGUGUGCAGGAGAUCGUCCGCGAGGCUGCCAAGAAGCGCCAGGAGCUCGACUUCUACAUGAAGGCCCAUCUCUGGUUGCCCCCGAGAUGGACGAGCCAAC